AUGGCGAAGGUCGCUCCUGGUGUCGUGGUCUUAAUCGCGAUCAUUGCCGCCGCAGCUGUCGUGGCAGUCGCAGCAGCCAUGCACAAGGUCUAUGGUGGCCGUUCGACCACCGACAAGUCUCACGAUGUCGAAGCCACAGACGCUAUGGUUAUGAAUUUCAGCAACGAGCAAUUACACUACAUGCGCGACGUGAGGAUGAGAGGUCAGCUCAAUGCUUAUGGCCUCGCGCCUGCCUACGGAGAAGACUACCAACCGCCUCGUUCCCAAAUCGGAAGGGGUGGUCCAGGGACGGAGACGAGUUUUGGGUUUGGCUAA
Lithohypha guttulata is the source of this 315-nucleotide messenger RNA. RefSeq lists its product as uncharacterized. The coding region runs from base 1 to 315 and encodes 104 amino acids. The transcript has a single exon. The record is from RefSeq and is a predicted model, not a curated record. NCBI's taxonomy places the organism in Eukaryota, Fungi, Ascomycota, Eurotiomycetes, Chaetothyriales, Trichomeriaceae.